AGGCGGGCGGAGGGAUGUCACAAAAUCCCCAUUUGCCCUGGAUUGUGGGCACAAAUCCGGCACCUCCGCCGCAUCUGAAAUGGCCGAUUUUGAUGGUUAGCCACAGAAAACGCCGCUCUGAAGAUGAACUACAAGUGCGAUUAUACGACAGAAAUGAAGCUAUUUUAUCGACACAUCUACCCUGGUAGAUUCUUUUCGUGGAGUGACUGGAAGGAGUUCCUCCGGUCUAGUUUGUUCAUGGGCUGGCAGAUCCCUAGAAGCUAAUGCCUGGAGGUACUGGACUCCCUUGCCCUGCGAGAGGGGCGGGAGGGUGCCUCCCGUUCGCGGUGUUUGGAGUGCGUUUUGAGCUGUGAGACGCAGCUAUUUUUGUCUCUACACGCAGGUUUACAUGUUCCGCUAGAGUGCAGAGCAUUGCCUAGAGGGCAGUCCCAGCGGGGACAGUUUGCGUUUGCCGAUGCUUCGCUAGAGUGCGGAGCAUUGCCUAGAGGGCAGCCCCAGCGGGGGCAGUUUGCGUUUGCCGAUGCUUCGCUAGAGUGCGGAGCAUUGCCUAGAGGGCAGUCCCAGUGGGGACAGUUAUUUGCGUUCGCCGAAGCUUCGCUAGAGUGCGAGACAUCUGUCUUGAGGGCAGUCCCAGAGUGACAGGUUUGCGCAUGCUCGCCAUGAGGCCGGCCCCAACGGAGGCGGUGUCGCGGUGUUUUGCUACAAGGCCAGUUUCCGCGGGGAGUAGUUUUGCGGGCAUUUGUUUUGGGGAAAGAUGACAUCUUGAUCUUGUGGCCGGGGUCGCCACUGUCCGGCGGCGUCGUUUGGCGCAUUAUUUCCGUUCUCUUUGGACGAUAUCGAUAUGCCUUCUGUCCUCGAUCUCGCCUUGCUUUGGGAACAGGGGUCGUUUGCCACUGGCGGUACCCAUACCCAAUCCGUUACCCUUGCGAACUUGUUCCCAUGCUUUGGCUGGGGUUCUUGGUGUCCAAUUUGUUCGCCCUCUGUUCCCUUAGCAGGGCGGGGUCGAGGAUCCUCCUCGUCAAUUACGAAGUGCAAUCAGCUACGUCGCUCUGAAGAUGAACUACAAGUGCGAUUAUACGACAGAAAUGAAGCUAUUUUAUCAAGUGCAAUAGAUCUGUCUGGGUCCUCU
Molecule: messenger RNA, 1129 nt
Organism: Amoebophrya sp. A120
Lineage: Eukaryota; Dinophyceae; Syndiniales; Amoebophryaceae
Source: the annotation of a GenBank genome assembly